AUGUGCGUUUUAAAGUUUUUGUUGUGUUGCGCGAGUCUAUGUGUGUGUCUUUUUUCCAAAAUUCUUUUCUUUUUUUUUUCCCUUUAUUUUUAUCCCCCAUUCCCUCUCCUUUUUGCUUUUGGGGCAAUCACUAUGGACGUUUUCUUCUUUUCUACUCUUCCCUCUUUAAUAUUUUUUUGCUGCACUCUUCCUGUGAGGGGUGCCGUGUGUUUCCCGCCCAACUGCUCCACUCGCACACCCACCGACACGCUCAUGACGACGGCCCUGUGCGCCUCGCCUGCUGCACGCAUGAGGAGGAGCCGUGACGUGUGGGCGUGCGACGAGGGCCUGUGGGGCGGAGCACACAUUUCUUUCCCUCUUGUUUUGUUUUCUUUUUUGCGGCCAGGGCGGGCAGACACCCGCAGCGCCACACACACAGCCACACCCAGCCGCCGUGUUUUUUUUGUUUGUUCAUUUCACGCGCUGGCAGUCCCGUCAGCAUUUCUCUCCCUCCUGAUGAUUUUUUUUCUUUUGCUGCGCUCACUCUCCCGAUGGAGAGACGCGACACCCGUCAUGUCUGCGUGCUUCUCUCAGUCUCCACACACACGAGUGACUGUGCUCUGCGGGCCGCACUCGCACGCCGAUGAGAGGGCUGAGGGGAGCAGCAACACGCAGAUGACCCCAUGA
Messenger RNA from Trypanosoma cruzi, 666 nucleotides. RefSeq lists its product as uncharacterized. The transcript has a single exon. The record is from RefSeq and is a predicted model, not a curated record. Lineage: Eukaryota; Euglenozoa; Kinetoplastea; Trypanosomatida; Trypanosomatidae. Bases 1 to 666 code for a protein of 221 amino acids.